Molecule: messenger RNA, 510 nt
Organism: Rasamsonia emersonii CBS 393.64
Lineage: Eukaryota; Fungi; Ascomycota; Eurotiomycetes; Eurotiales; Trichocomaceae
Exons: 2
Coding region: 1-510 (169 amino acids)
Source: RefSeq, a predicted model, not a curated record
AUGCCCGAGUGGAACAAGGAGUACGAGCGUCUGCUCCUCGCUACUCUGGUCGAGGUCAAGCAGAUCCACGUCACCCGCCAGGAAUGGGACCUGAUUGCGGAGAAGAUGAAUGCUGGCUUCAGCUGGAAUGCCUGUCGCCAGCAUUUCGCGAAACUGAAGAAAGAGAUCGCGCCGAUGAACCUCGGCGACGCCUCUGCUCCUUCUACCCCAGCGGCGCCCAAGACCCCCUCCAAGCGCACGACGACUGCUAACACCCAGACUACUCCAACUCCCAGCAAGUCCACCUCUCGUAAACGCAAAGGCGCAAAUGUAUCGACUACCGACGAACAGGCGACUCCGACCAAGCGUCGUAAGAGCGCCGCCAAGCCAGCUGUCUCGUCUGGACUUGCUUCUGAGCUGAGCUCUGAGUAUGUCCACGAGUCCUCCGAGGAGGAGCCUCAAAAUGGCAACGAGAGUGCGAACGCGGAUGACGACGCUGCUCCGGCCGGCGAGAAAGUCAAGACCGAGUAG